GAAGCCUAGUAGCUAGCAGUAGCAGGGUAGUUGUUUGUAGCUCGUGCAUUCAGUCAGAGCUCUAGUGUGGGCGAAGUGGUUCAGUUUAUUGUUAUAUAGCUACAGUAAGGUCGUAAUUUUCACGAUGGCUGGAACUUUAGCCCGCAAAGCUGUCGACCACCUGAAGAGCAAAGAGUUCAGAGAGUAUUUGAUGAGCACGCAUUUCUGGGGUCCAGUGGCUAACUGGGGUCUACCCAUCGCUGCUAUAUCUGACAUGAAGAAAAGUCCUGAGAUUAUCAGUGGGAGAAUGACAUUUGCUCUGACGUGCUACUCCCUCCUCUUCAUGCGAUUUGCUUACAAAGUACAGCCAAGGAAUUGGCUGCUCUUUGCCUGUCAUUUAACCAAUGAGACAGCCCAACUAAUUCAAGGAAGUCGGCUUAUCAAAUACAACAUGGAAAAGAAGUUGGCUAAGUAAUGGACUUCAGGAGGAACACACCUUGCACAGCGGGUUCACAGCAAUGGGCUCAUUUUUCUCAUUUUUGUCCUGCUAAUAUAAUAGCAGCUCUUUAACAAUGAACUAAUCAGUGUAGAAAGUACCUGCCUCUGGACCAGAUUUGUUCUGCAGAGCAGCUAUCCAGGCAAAGCGCCUACUUCUUGAAUCUUUUGGUUAAAUUUUAGUUCUUUUGUCAAAGUUAUUACGCACAAAUUAUGAAAUGGCUGGAAUGUACAUAUGCCUUGUUUGACAACUUUUAAAACAACUGGUACAGAAACGUUUCUGUUUUUAAAAAGGGUCGGCCAUUAUGAUAAAUACACACACCAUACAUUCUUAUACACCAUACAUUUUAAUUUGGAGUAAUUUAUUUCAAAUGAUAAUGUUGCCGUCACUGAACAGAUGCAAUAAACACUGUAUUAAAGGGAAAAAGGUUGUGUGACUUUGUACAUGUGUGUCUAAAAGACUAUUAUGCUAAUGUGAAAGGCCUGAAUAUUGAUAAUGUUUAUGAUCUCUCUUACCAGAUAUGUUAUUCUCAGUAGGAUAAUAUUGCUUUAUCACUGCAGUUGUACUGACAUUUUCUUUGUAGAGUCUUACCUAUUUCAGAUUCUUUCCAAAACAAUAAAAACUCCACACCUAUAGUCUUUCCCGUAAUUUUGAUAGUUCCAGACAAUAAAGACAAACUUUGAUCACUGUAAAAUAAAGGCUUUUAAUGAA
Molecule: messenger RNA, 1186 nt
Organism: Alosa sapidissima (American shad)
Lineage: Eukaryota; Metazoa; Chordata; Actinopteri; Clupeiformes; Clupeidae
Gene: mpc1
Product: mitochondrial pyruvate carrier 1
Exons: 5
Coding region: 125-454 (109 amino acids)
Biological process (GO): pyruvate import into mitochondria
Cellular component (GO): mitochondrial inner membrane
Source: RefSeq, a predicted model, not a curated record